UUAGAAAGAGAAGGGAGUAUACUCGAGUGACGUUUCCAAGCGCAGCCUAUAUAAUAUAUGUAGCAUGUAUUUUUCUUGUAAAAUCUGAGUCAUUUUUUUUUACUGUAUCUCACAUACAAAUUAUCUAUUUGCACGUGAUCUCGCGUCAUUUGUUUUCUGAUCACCUCCACAUGGAGAAAAAGGAACUUUCAGUGGAAAUUUUUAUCGUUCGAGAGAUUGAAAAUUGAAACACCGAGCUGAGAAUCGAGCCCCUGGCCCUGGUUGCAAGUGAAACAAUGGAAUAUAUAAUUGUACUUGUGUAGUACGUACAACACGUAUUCACAAUGAUAGAAUCUUAACCCUUUUCUUUAUUUUUUUUCCUCACGACGACCUAACCUCUCUCCGAAUAUCAGCUGAGCACGAUCGCUCUGGCUCAGAUGACGCAUCUCCCACGAGAUUCUUGUUGUUCACCUGUUGUAAGUAAAAGGCUUCCAAGAAGCGAGAGUGGUAAACGAUGAACGUGCAAACGAGGCACCCUUACGAGGGUUUGCUGCACAAGUAUACAAAUGCCAUGAAAGGCUGGCAGUACCGUUGGUUCAUUUUGAGUCCGGAGACCGGCGAGCUACAUUACUUCCUUAGCGAGUCUGAGAAGAAUCAGAGGCCACGGUGUUCGAUAUAUCUAGCCGGAGCUGUAAUAGCUCCCAGUGACGAGGAUUCCAACACGUUCACCGUCAAUUCCGCUACUGGUGACAUGAUCAAAUUACGGGCCACAGAUGCACGAGCACGCCAGGAAUGGGUGGAUAAGCUACGGGCAGUUACAGAGAUGUAUACUAGAGCGAUAGCUAGCAGCCAUCCCCCAUUGCCACCAAGAGAACAUUCUGGGAAUUCGAGUAGGAAUCCUGUCGUUAAGCUGGAAGUGUUGGACGCCUUUGCCAAUUGCCAGGAGCACUUGCGGAAAGUGGAGAAGCACAAUCUUGCCCUAGCGCAAUCCAUCGAUAACUCGGAUUUGCAUCUGGACUCAGACCUCUUAGUUCUCAAAGCUAUGGCGCACACCACUUUGCACACGCUGGGCCAAUGUCUCAAUAUAUUAUAUCAGUAGGAAAUUUAUUCAUAUUCAUAUAUUUUUUACGCUUAUCUAUAUUAAGAUCUUUUAUACCUGCUAAUACGUAAGAUUACCUUCCCCGUUGCGCAAUAUUCAUAUCAUUUUAUUUUGAACAAUUAUGUAGUUAUCCACAAUUAGGGCUGACUUUGAACGUACAAAAUUAAAGACGAGAUUGAUACCUCUUGCCAUUA
Messenger RNA from Temnothorax curvispinosus, 1272 nucleotides. RefSeq names its product oxysterol-binding protein-related protein 11. Lineage: Eukaryota; Metazoa; Arthropoda; Insecta; Hymenoptera; Formicidae. Bases 494 to 1078 code for a protein of 194 amino acids. The record is from RefSeq and is a predicted model, not a curated record. The transcript has 2 exons.